Molecule: messenger RNA, 4898 nt
Organism: Cottoperca gobio
Lineage: Eukaryota; Metazoa; Chordata; Actinopteri; Perciformes; Bovichtidae
Gene: dbpa
Product: D site albumin promoter binding protein a
Exons: 6
Coding region: 770-1999 (409 amino acids)
Biological process (GO): regulation of transcription by RNA polymerase II
Cellular component (GO): nucleus
Molecular function (GO): DNA-binding transcription factor activity, RNA polymerase II-specific; RNA polymerase II cis-regulatory region sequence-specific DNA binding
Source: RefSeq, a predicted model, not a curated record
GAGAGAGAGAGAGAGAGAAAGGGAGGGAGAGAGGGAGGAAAAUAAGAGCCAUCAGUCUCAUCUAUCUGACUCUCAUACUACUGGAUAUUAUUAUUUUUUGGGGGGGGAUCUCUUUAUUUCUUUCAUCUUAUAUUUUUUCGCUCAUAUUUAAUCACAAGUUAUUUUUUUCUAUCUUGGAGACUCUUCGCUUCGACUCUACGGUUUCUAAUCCUCCUUCUCUACUCACUGCAUGGAACUAUACAGCCAUUCGCGUUUGAAUCUGCUUUUAUUUUAUUUUUGCUUUCCCCCCUCUGGACUAACAUUCUAGCGGCCGACCGACGGACCGGACCCGGGCGUGAGUUUGUGACCGUCUUUUUACACAAACUCAAAGGGGACUUUACUCGCUGCGAGCUCCAGGAUCCAAUGUGUCUUCCUGAGUGUGCGUUCAUUAGUGCAGAGCUGAGUUAAUUUAAAGAGGUGACAGCAGUAACUCGUGAAGGCUCAACCAGUCUGAGAGGAUGAAUUAGACUCGGUGAACAUGGUGCCAUUUUGGAGAUAAGUCCCCCCUUCUUAUAUUUUGUACACAUUUUUCUUCAUGGGACGGGCGGAAAAGCAGGAUAUCAGGUGGAGAUCUUGAACGCGUUACCUGCCCGCGCAUCUUUGGACGACGCGCCUGUCAAUUAGCGUCACUAAUUGGAUUAAUUGAUCUUGAACUUACAGUCUGCAGGUUGCUCUUCCUCCCCCCCCCCCUCCCCCCUCACCUCCCACCUCCUCCUCCUCCCUUGAAGUUAUGUCAAGGCCUCUCACUCAGCUCUUACCGCCGGAUCUCCCUGCCGGGGCCACCAGCCCCCAGUUUGGGGCCAGCAACCCGGCUGGAAGCGGCACCCAAGGUGGACACCUGACCUCCAUGACCAACCUGAAGUCCCUGCUCCAGCUGCCAAUCAAGGCCGACCAGAGAGGCACCAAGGACUGCUGCGAGAUGAAAGACAAAGACAAGCCCACAGAAUCUGACGAGGAAUCACAGGGUGUUAUUGCUGGAGGGCCCAGUGCGGCCAGCGGGGCCCCUGGGGCCCCUGGAGCCCCUGGAGCCCCUGGGGCCCCCGGAGCCCCUGGAGCCCCUGGGUCUGGCCCGCUGCGGCCCAACUCCCAGUCAGCGUUCCUGGGACCGCUGCUGUGGGAGAGGACCCUGCCGUGUGACGGAGGCCUGUUCCAGCUGCAGUACAUGGACCUGGAAGAAUUCCUGACCGAGAACGGGAUGGGGAUGCACAACAACGGGCCCAGCUCCACCAGGGCCCAGAUCCCCUCCCAGAGCUCCCAGUCGGCGGUGCCGAACCAGAGCUCCCAGUGCCCUCCUUCCUCUCCUCCGCCUUGCUCCUCCUCUUCCUCCUCCAUGUCCUCUUCAUCUUCCUCUUCCUCGCUGCUGGGACUGGAGACCGUCCAGCCACAACCGCCGCCGCCACCGCCACUGCCACCUCAGCAGCAGCCAGGCAUGAUGGGAGGACCUGAGUGUCCACAUGGUGGUCGGACGGUGCCUCAAGACGCGUCACCCACUUCUACUACUUGCCCUCCGGGACCCUCUGGUCCUCCGGCGGCCACCAAUGGCAGCAGCGACGUCAUGGUGAACUUUGACCCCGACCCGGCGGACCUGGCGCUGUCUAGUGUGCCGGGCCAGGAGGCGUUCGACCCGCGGCGGCACCGCUUCUCCGAUGAGGAGCUGAAACCUCAGCCGAUGAUCAAGAAGGCCCGCAAAAUGCUGGUGCCGAAUGAACAGAAGCUGCUAACAAACAACUGCAGCUAUAACAUGGACGACAAGUAUUGGAGCCGGCGCGUCAAGAACAAUGAGGCUGCGAAGCGCUCGCGGGACGCCCGGCGGCUGAAGGAGAACCAGAUCUCUGUGCGCGCCGCCUUUCUGGAGCGGGAGAACGGCGCACUUCGCCAGGAGGUGGCCGACAUGAGGAAAGAGUUGGGCCGCUGCAGGAACAUCAUCAACAAGUACGAGAGUCGACACGGAGACUUGUGAGGCGGAGGAGGAGGAGGAGGAAGAAGAAGACGACAAAGGAGGAAGGGGCGGGAGGGGAGGAGGAAAUGAGAAAAGGGUACAAGGCAAACCCAACAACAGCAGCACUUUAGUUGAAGUGGCGAGGGGGACGGCCGACGUAGAUCUGCUGUAAGGGCUGUGUGACACUGGGCGCAAACACGAAAAGUGUGCGCACGCUGUGCUUCAGGAUGUCUCGACAGGAAAGCACAGUGACGCCAUCUUUUCCAGUUUGACUCCUUUUGUACAUGCUGCUUCGCUGAAUUCCACUCAACAUACUGUGUCACCGCGUGUCACCUCGGCAGCUUACACCCUUGGUGCUGUGCUUACGCCCGGUGUCACACAGCAUUUUUGCAAGUAGUGCGUCCCGGCUGAUGCUCCGGCCAGUUCAAACAGGGUGUUGAAUUCACAUUAUGCCAGUGAAAUCUCACGUUUUAAGCUCAAGGCACGGAUACAAGCCAGGAGAGGUCAGAUGUGUAAUUUUUUUCUAUAAAUAGGACAAAAAAAAAACAUGUAUAUUUUUGAAGUGGGCAGGAAAGCAAGACUAGUCCAGCAAAGAGGAGGAGGUGCAGGGUUUUCAUCCAUAACGCAAAGAGAUUUUGACAUAGGAUUAUUGUAUAUUUUUCUAUUAGCAGAGAUAGUCAGGAGGAGGAUUUUGGAGAUAAUCUUUUGUAUAUUUUAUAUAUGGGGCGGGGAGGGGCUUAGCUGGACAGUCACGGGGCCACACAAAACGCUUUUCCUCCCAGCUGUUUAUCACUAAACAACAGAUAAUCUAUUUUCGAUUUCACUGAGCUGGUUAGGCGGAGCGGAGGCGUAACAGAGAAUGUAUCACGGUUGAAUCAGGUAUUUCACACGGUGCGAGACGAGGCGGGGUAUCUUAGUAACGAUUGUUUUAGGCGUGGGCAGGUUGGCGAUGGCAGGAAGACGGUGAAACAAAAAUUGUAUAGUUUUAAGACAUUUUUGUGUUCGUUUGUUUUCUUUGUGGGCUCGUUCAAGCACUUGAUUUGUUAUCUUCUCUUUGAUUCCGUGUCUGAUUUUUAAAUAAUCGUAGGGCUUUUAUUUUUGAAGGAGAAGGAGAAAAAGAGAGAGGAAAACAGGAAGUAAUUAGCCAUCCGAACAGCUGGAUGUGAGCAGAUGUUGUGAAAAUAAAUAAGGCGGAGAAUUUUGCUGGGAGGUUUGCCUUUAGUUUGGUGAACGUGUCUCGCUCACACACACACUCUCACAGUGACUGAAACAAUUACACUUUACGGUUGCAGUCUUUCUCUCUCUGUUUACUCCUCGAUUUGUCCAGAAAGUGCAAAAAUGAAAUACUAACUGGUUUAGGGUUGAUUUGCCCAGAUUGAACAGUGACUGAAACCUUCAGCAUGCAGACACACAACAAACACACGGACACACACAGUCCUUACCCAGGUUUGAACCCUUGUUGUUGUUGUUGUUGUUGUUGUUGAUGUUGAUGUUGAUGUUGUUAUGGACUUCUAUGGUGCUGAUCUGAUCUGAUCCUUCACCUGACACACACACACACACACACACACACACACACACAGACACACACACACACAUAAUUACACACAUGCAAACACUUCCACCAUUUCAAACACAGUACUGAACUGCCUAUACCCUUUCUUUGUCUUUUAUUCCUUCAUUUUAGUUAAUUUCUUUCUUGCUUUUGUUGCAUAUUGUAUCGAUAAAUCGUAUAUAGAUUUACACACAAACACUUGUCUAUACCUCUCCUUCAAACUUUACCCAAUGAGAAACGAGAAAUGCACCCUACUGCUACUGUACCAUACAACUGUACUAUUGAAUAUUAAACUAUUCUCUCACUAGAUAUAUAUAUGUAUAUGAUAUAUGCUUGAAUUAUGUGAUUAUAGUUGUAAUAUACAUAAUUGAAUAUAUUACAGAAAAUCCCAAUGGAAUCAUUUUGUCAGUUUUACUCAGGUGUUUUUGUCUGAGGUAUUAAAUACACAUAUUAAAAAAACACAAAAAAAGUCUUUGAUUGGAUUACAGAGUUUGUGGUUUGGUUUGUUUUGUUUUUUUGAGGGGAGGUUUAAACAUAUAUUUACCCUAGUUUAUUACUAACUCACUGUGGGACAGAAAACGUUCUGCUCAGACUGGACGUUUGUUAAGCCCCGCCCCCUGUUGCUAUGGCGUCAAGCCUUCCAUUCUAGAACGUCACCUAAACAUUUCACUAUGACAACAGUGGCAGAUUAGCGUUAGCUAACUAACAAUUCUGUAAUCUCUCCGAAAUCACUCGUUUACAGAAUCGUAUCAUAUAUUAGUCGUUAUCACAGGAGCACAAAUUAAUUAUUUCGUUAUUGCUCAAUAACAAAGUGUGUUUUCUCGUGAUAACGGGUUAAUUUAUGUUGUUUCUCGAGAAAACAAGAGCUACUUCUAAUUUAUAGUUGAUUUUACCUGCCAAAAUGACUACUGUCGCUUGCUAAUUAUAUUAGCUGUGGCUAGCUAGCUAGCUAACAUUAAGUCAGUGCAAACUCUGAUAAUAUUUCCGACUGAGUUGUAUGACAUUUGCAAAAGGGUCUUAAAUAUGCAUUUGAUGGCUACAUACAUUAUCUCAUGCAAAUGUAGGGGGGCCAGAUGAGCAGUGAAAUUCAGGACAGGGGAAUUUGGGGUGGGCGUGGUCACGUGGAUCCAAACUCUGAGUAGAGUAUCACUCUUACGCCAUUGCCCACCUCUUUAGUAUGCUGAGAAAUCUCUAAGUCUCUAAGCUAUGAUUGAACAGUCGCUGUUCGGGGGAUGGGUUUAAUGAAGGGUUAAUCUAAAGCUGUUGUGUCUUCAAUCUAGAAAUGGCGACAAAACCUUAUUUAAAAAAAAAAAACAGCCAUCUUUUCUAGUAUUAUAAUUACUGUUGUUGUUGAUAUAAAUGUAUUUU